AUGUCUGCUACUUCAAACGAUAACUCCCACCAGAAGGCGAAGGAAAUUAGUUGGAAUUUCGUGCGAGAGUAUUACAAAUAUUUCAACGAAAAACCGGAGGAUUUAUUUCUUUUCUAUAAAAAAAACUCCAGACUUAUCCGCGGCUUGGAGGGUGAAGAGGUUAAGGUUUGCAAAGGAAUUCAGGAGAUCCAAAAAAACAUAGCUGAUAUGCAGUUGAAAGAUGCGAAUGUAAAUAUUACCAAUAUCGAUAGUUUAGAUUUUGAUACCAAAGUGGUUGUCCAAGUUACUGGUCGAUUUUCCAACAAAGACGAAGCAUAUCGUAAAUUUGUUCAAACCAUUGUUCUUGACACGCAACCAGGGGGUUAUUAUGUUUCGGAUGACAUAUUUCGCUAUUUGAAAGACGAAGCUGAUGAAGUCGUUAAACAACAACAGACAGAUCAAGGAUCAACAUAUAUUGAUGACGUUGUAUCUUCGAUAACUGAGGAAAAAUUUAAUGGCGAUGAUUCGGUUUCAACUUUAUCAACAGGAACCCUCGCAGAUGAAUCAACUCAAGAGAUAGGCCGAGAUUCAAAAGUAAUUGAAGAAACUACUUCCGACAUUCCAGCGAAAGUGGGUGUGCCAGAAGUUCCUGCAUUGCCAAAAUCUGAAACAGAAGACAUACCAAAUUCUGUUACAGAAGAGCUUGCGGACAACGAAUCGAAAUCAAUAGAAUCUGGUCCAAGUGAGAAAGCUACACAAGUCACUGUACAAACAACAAAGAUAUCUACUAACACUACACAGCUAACGUCACCAACACAAUCGCCAUCAAAAACCCAAGCAUCUUCCUGGGCAACUUUGGCAGCCAGUGGUAGUAGCAAAUGGGAUACCUCACAACUUGCCGAACCUAGUAAAGGUCGGGUUAUCCAUGCAUCUCUAACACGAACGCAACCUCAAGUGUCAAAUGCUCGAGAGGCACCAAGAGAUCGGAAUUCUAACCGAGAGUUUUCCCUUUAUGUUAAAGUUGGUAAUGAGCGAAUGGAUCAUGAUGCACUAUGGAACGCGUUUAGUAACUUCGGGCCUGUAAAAAAUCUUGAUGUUGUACCCGCUAAGUCAUGUGCUUUUGUGGAAUUCCAUUCUCAAGAUGCAUAUCAACGAGCACUCCAGCAAAGACAGAUUUCUGUUCCCGGUUUUGGAAAUGAAACUGUUGUAGUUGAAGAACGACAAGAACGGCGCAAGGACGAUAACACCCGAUACCGCAAUCGGCAGAGCUAUGACAACUAUCAACGUAAUUAUGGUCAAGCUCCACACAAUACACACAACGGGAUGAAUUCACAACGUGGAGGUAGAGGUGGUGAUAGGCGUAAUGUGCCUCGUCCUCCUGCCAAGUCUCCUUCUUAA
Cetraspora pellucida is the source of this 1377-nucleotide messenger RNA. NCBI's taxonomy places the organism in Eukaryota, Fungi, Glomeromycota, Glomeromycetes, Diversisporales, Gigasporaceae. The record is from the annotation of a GenBank genome assembly.